Molecule: messenger RNA, 6953 nt
Organism: Linepithema humile (Argentine ant)
Lineage: Eukaryota; Metazoa; Arthropoda; Insecta; Hymenoptera; Formicidae
Source: RefSeq, a predicted model, not a curated record
CCGAACUAGCGGCACACGCAGUGUGUCGCGGAGCACAUGUAUAAGUAAGACGUGACAAAAAUUAAAAAAUGCCCAGCCUUGCAUCUACUGGGUUGAAUGGCGCGACGGAUAGUUAUCUUCUUUUAGAGGAUGGAAGUGUUUUUUUGGGAAAACGCUUCGGUGCCGAUGUGUCCACAGACGGUGAAAUUGUCUUUCAGACUGGUAUGGUCGGUUAUCCGGAGUCACUUACGGACCCUUCCUACCACGCACAAAUUCUGGUACUUACGUACCCGCUUAUAGGAAAUUAUGGUGUCUUUAGUAAUGAGAAGGACGAGUAUGGCAUACCAUACUGGUUCGAGUCCCAUCGCAUUUGGGCCGCCGGACUGGUGGUUGGUGAAAUUUGCGAGAAGCCCAGCCAUUGGCGGCAAACUAAGACGCUAUCAGAAUGGAUGAAGGAACAAAAUGUGCCAGGAAUAUAUGAGAUUGACACACGAGCAUUGACGAAAAUUAUUCGCGAGAAAGGUACUGUACUGGGGAAGAUAGUUUCCGGCCAAUUAUCACCAAAUGCUCCGUUGGCAAUGCCUUUGAUAGAAGAUCCCAACAAAAGAAAUCUUGUUGCAGAAGUUUCUCAGCCGACUCCAAGAACAUAUAAUCCAAAUGGAUAUCCUCGUAUAUGCGUAGUUGACUGCGGCUUAAAGUACAAUCAAUUAAGAUGUCUGCUAAAACGCGGUGCUCGCGUGGACGUGGUGCCAUGGAAUUAUAAUUUGAAAGCUGCUGAAUACGACGGUCUAUUCCUCAGCAACGGGCCAGGUGACCCCGACAUGUGUCAAUUGACUGUGGAAAAUAUUCAAAAAGUUCUCGCACAAGACAAGAAAAAACCUAUCUUUGGUAUAUGUCUUGGACAUCAAUUGCUAUCCAUAGCUGCUGGCUGUGUUACAUACAAAAUGAACUACGGCAAUCGAGGUCACAAUCAACCGGCGACUCACCACAGCACCGGACGUUGCUACAUGACCUCGCAGAAUCACGGAUUUUGCGUCGAUGCAUCUCAAUUACCGGCUGAUUGGGAGGUGCUCUUCACCAAUACGAACGAUAACAGUAACGAGGGUAUAAUUCACUCGAAUCUGCCGUAUUUCUCCGUUCAAUUUCAUCCGGAACACACGGCAGGACCCCAGGACCUCGAGUGUCUCUUCGAUGUAUUCCUAGAAAGCGUGAAGGCCGAGAUCGGUGGUCAUCCUCGGAUUUCUACAAAAGACAGACUCACGCAGAAGCUGACCUAUGAACCUGUGGUCCCGAUUGCGAUUGAGCGGCCGAAGAAAGUAUUGAUUCUAGGAUCGGGAGGGCUCAGCAUCGGCCAGGCCGGAGAAUUUGAUUAUUCGGGCUCGCAGGCGAUAAAAGCAUUGAAGGAGGAGUCUAUACAGACUCUUCUGAUAAAUCCGAAUAUUGCUACGGUGCAAACAUCAAAAGGCAUGGCUGAUAAAGUAUAUUUCUUGCCAAUUAUACCGGAAUAUGUUGAACAGGUAAUACAAUCAGAAAGACCAGACGGCGUAUUAUUAACUUUCGGUGGACAAACUGCCCUAAAUUGCGGCGUGGAAUUGGAGAAAAACGGCGUGUUUGCGAAGUACAAUGUUAAAAUUCUAGGAACGCCGAUUGAGUCCAUCAUACAGACUGAAGAUCGAAAAAUAUUUGCGGACAGUAUUAGCGAGAUAAAUGAAAGAAUCGCACCGAGUGCUGCCGUGUACUCCGUUCAAGAGGCAUUGGAAGCUGCUGAAAAAAUUGGCUACCCCAUAAUGGCGCGUGCCGCGUUCUCACUCGGUGGGCUUGGAUCGGGCUUCGCUAAUACGGAAGAAGAGCUGAGGGCGCUGGCGCAACAAGCUCUAGCUCAUUCCAGUCAAUUAAUAAUCGACAAAUCAUUGAAGGGUUGGAAGGAGGUGGAGUAUGAAGUCGUCCGCGACGCAUACGACAACUGUAUUACCGUAUGCAAUAUGGAGAACGUCGAUCCUCUUGGCAUCCACACCGGCGAGUCGAUCGUCGUCGCGCCGAGUCAGACACUGUCGAAUAAAGAGUACAACAUGCUGCGAACCACCGCCAUUAAGGUCAUCAGGCACUUCGGUGUCAUCGGAGAAUGUAAUAUUCAAUAUGCGCUCAAUCCUUUGAGCGAGGAAUAUUAUAUUAUCGAAGUGAAUGCUAGAUUAUCUCGAAGCUCUGCUCUUGCCAGCAAGGCUACAGGCUAUCCUCUGGCUUACGUUGCUGCGAAAUUGGCUCUUGGAAUACAUCUACCGAACAUCCAUAACUCUGUCACCGGUCAGACUACGGCUUGCUUCGAGCCGAGUCUCGAUUACUGCGUAGUUAAGAUACCUAGAUGGGAUCUCAGCAAAUUUCAUCGUGUCAGCACCAAGAUUGGCAGUUCUAUGAAGAGCGUGGGCGAAGUGAUGGCGAUCGGUCGCAAAUUCGAGGAAGCAUUUCAGAAAGCAUUGAGAAUGGUCAACGAGAAUGUAAAUGGCUUCGAUCCUUAUGCGAAAGCGAUCAACGACGAAGAACUGGAGAAGCCGACCGACAAGAGAAUGUUCGUUCUUGCUGCUUCGAUCAAGGCUGGUUACACGAUCGACAGAUUGUACGAACUCACCAAGAUAGAUCGUUGGUUCCUCGAGAAGAUGAAAAACAUUAUUGAUUAUUACGCGCUGCUGGAGAAUAUCGAUCACACAAAACUUUCGCACGACUUACUGCUGGGCGCGAAGCAGAAUGGUUUUUCGGAUAAACAGAUUGCCGCUCUGGUGAAGAGCUCCGAAUUGGCUGUCAGGAUACAAAGACAGGAGAACAACAUCAAACCGAUGAUCAAGCAAAUUGACACGGUGGCCGCUGAAUGGCCGGCCAGCACGAAUUAUCUUUAUCUAACGUACAACGGCACUACUCACGAUGUGGAAUUUCCCGGCGGAUAUACGAUGGUGAUAGGAUCCGGUGUAUACAGAAUCGGCAGCUCAGUGGAAUUCGACUGGUGUGCCGUGAGCUGUCUGCGUGAGCUGCGAAAUCUCGGACGUAAAACGAUCAUGGUGAAUUAUAAUCCGGAAACAGUCAGCACAGAUUAUGACAUGAGCGACAGAUUGUACUUCGAGGAGAUCUCCUUUGAGGUGGUGAUGGACAUAUAUGAUUGUGAGUGCCCUGAGGGCAUAAUACUGUCCAUGGGUGGACAGCUACCUAAUAAUAUUGCCAUGGAUCUGCAUAGACAGCAGGCUCACAUCCUCGGAACCUCACCGGAAUCCGUCGACGGCGCCGAAAAUCGCUUCAAAUUCUCCCGCAUGCUCGAUGGCAUCGGUAUUUCGCNNNUCAGAUGGAAAGAAUUAACAAACUUGAAGUCCGCUAUUGAAUUUUGUGAAAAAGUGGGCUAUCCGUGCCUUGUGCGACCUUCUUACGUAUUAAGCGGAGCCGCGAUGAAUGUCGCGCACUCAAACCAAGAUCUUGAGUCUUAUUUGAAAAGCGCGAGUGAAGUCAGCAAGGAGCAUCCCGUGGUAAUAUCGAAGUUCAUCCUCGAGGCGAAAGAGAUCGACGUCGACGCUGUGGCGUAUGAAGGCAUGAUUUUGUGCAUGGCAGUAUCCGAACAUGUAGAAAAUGCCGGUGUCCAUUCGGGUGAUGCCACUUUAGUGACACCACCACAAGACAUCAAUCCACAAACUCUGAUGAAGAUAAAAAGUAUCUCCAAAGCAGUAGCGGCAUCCUUGGGAGUAACUGGUCCUUUCAAUAUGCAGCUAAUUGCAAAGGAUAACGAACUAAAAGUGAUCGAGUGUAACGUAAGAGUAUCUAGAUCUUUUCCCUUCGUCUCGAAGACCUUAGAUCACGACUUCGUUGCAACAGCAACCCGUUUAAUUGUCGGCGAAACAGUUGAUCCUGUGGAUGUUUUAGCUGGCUGUGGAAAAGUUGGAGUGAAAGUGCCACAAUUUUCUUUCUCUCGUCUUGCCGGAGCUGAUGUUAUGUUGGGUGUUGAGAUGGUAUCCACUGGAGAAGUAGCUUGUUUCGGUGAAAACCGCAACGAAGCUUACCUGAAAAGCAUGUUGAGUACCGGCUUUCACAUCCCGCAAAAGGGUAUUCUGCUGUCUAUAGGAAGCUUCAAGCAUAAAAUGGAACUGUUCGAAUCUAUUAGAAAUCUGAAGACCAUGGGAUAUAAGUUAUACGCCAGCAUGGGUACCGCCGAUUUUUAUACCGAGCACGGAAUUAAGGUGGAACCGGUCGAAUGGACGUUCGAGAACAUCGCUGUGAACGAGGAUUCUAGCCCGAGUCAACUUCGACAUCUCGCCGAUUUCUUAUCGAAGAAACAAUUUGAUCUUGUAAUAAAUCUGCCAAUGAGGAAUGGCGGUGCACGUCGUGUCUCCAAUUUUAUGACACAUGGUUAUCGGACUAGAAGACUAGCUGUCGAUUAUUCCGUGCCUCUGAUCACGGAUGUUAAAUGUGCGAAGCUUUUGGUCGAAGCCUUGAGAAAGAUGAGAGGAAAAGCACCGCGUAUGAAAACAUAUACCGAUUGCGUGUCGUCGCGCAGGAUGAUCAGACUACCCGGCCUUAUCGAUGUCCACGUGCAUACGCGUGAUCCUGGAGCGGUCCAUAAGGAAGACUUCGCCUCCUGCACCGCGGCCGCGCUUGCCGGAGGCAUCACGAUCAUCUUCGCAAUGCCAAACACCCAUCCACCCGUGGUGGACCAUUCGAGUUUUGUUGUCGCGAAAGAGCGAGCUGCAGCUGGUUCGCGAUGCGAUUACGCAAUUUUCGCCGGCGCCUCAUCGGACAAUUACGAUGGAAUACGAGAAAUAGCACCUCACGCGGCUGCUCUGAAAAUGUAUCUAAACGAGACAUUUACAACACUUCGUCUCACUGAUCUUACUGUUUGGAUUAAGCACUUCGAAAGCUGGCCUAAAAAAUAUCCAUUGUGCGUGCACGCGGAAGGACAAACUACAGCCGCGGUUCUUCUACUUGCGAGUUUACAUAGCAGACCUAUCCAUGUUUGUCACGUAGCGCGUAAGGAAGAGAUACAAAUAAUACGCGCUGCAAAGGAACAUGGAUUGGCGGUUACGUGCGAAGUAUGUCCGCAUCAUUUAUUCCUUUGCCAGGAUGACUUGGACCGAAUCGGCAAAGGAAGAGGUAAGGUAAGGCCUAUUCUGGGGACAAAAGAAGACCAGCAAGCUCUCUGGGACAAUUUAGACGUGAUUGAUUGUUUCGCAACUGAUCAUGCUCCACACACUGUGCAAGAAAAGUCCUCCGAGAAACCACCGCCGGGAUAUCCUGGGCUGGAGACUAUGCUCCCGCUGUUGCUUAAUGCCGUGCACGAAGGAAGGUUGUCUAUGGAGGAUAUCAUCGACAAAUUGUACAAAAAUCCUAAAAGAAUCUUCAAUGUCCCUGAUCAACGUAACACAUACGUCGAGAUCGAUCUGGACGACGAAUGGAUCAUUCCUGAAGCAAUGCCGUUUAGUAAAUCGCAAUGGACACCUUUCGCUGGCAUGAAAGUUUGCGGCUCUGUUCAUAGAGUGGUUUUGAGAGGCGAGAUCGCCUACGUGGAGGGACAAGUGCUGCUAAAUCCUGGAUUCGGUCAGGACAUCAGAGAAGCACAAUAUAAGACGAAGGUUUCAUCGACGCUCCACGCGCCGAUAGUAUCCGGUCAAUAUACAGAUGCUGUCAAUUUACAGAUGCUGUCUAAACCAUUGUCAGUGUUAGACGGUCUUUUGUCACCAAAUUAUGUAGCCGAAAAAUCUAACACACACGUUGACCGCGUCGCCGAUUCUCACGAAGAGGAGCAAACAGAAUUGUUUGCGUAUCUCCUGCAACCAGGAUCGCACAAAUCGAGCGUACAUUUUGCGCUGGAUAUUGACACGAAAGAACAUUCCAAGGCACUGCCCUCGCAAAGAACUGUCUCACCGUUGCCAAUCAGCAAUAUCACUAGAUACAAAAGUGACAGCAACCCAAAUCUUCUUAUGACUGCGGUCACACCGGUGCCGGCUGUCCAUGCAAGUAACAGUCUAGUGGGACGUCAUAUACUCAGCGUCGAUGAUUUUAAUAAAGAUAUCCUGAAGGAUGUUUUCCAGCUUGCGGAAUAUCUUCGAAUUUGUAUAAGAAAAGAACGACCUUUGGACCACAUCUUAAAGGGAAAGAUUAUGGCUUCCAUUUUCUACGAAGUCAGCACGAGAACGUCAUGCAGUUUUGCUGCCGCGAUGGAGCGUCUUGGUGGACGCGUAAUAUAUAUGGAUGGUACCACAUCAUCAGUGAAAAAGGGUGAAACUCUCGAAGAUUCUGUAACAGUUAUGACAGGAUACGCAGACGUGGUUGUACUCAGACAUCCAGAGCCAGGCGCAGUAACUAGAGCAUCGCACCAUUGCAGAAAACCAUUGUUGAAUGCUGGUGACGGAGUUGGCGAACAUCCGACUCAAGCGCUGCUGGAUAUCUUCACGAUCAGAGAUGAAUUCGGAACUGUGAAUGGUCUUACGAUUACGAUGGUAGGAGAUUUAAAGCAUGGUAGAACCGUCCAUUCUCUCGCAAGGUUGCUGACCUUAUAUAAUGUGGAACUGCGCUAUGUGAGCCCACCUGGCCUCGGUAUGCCAGAUCAUAUUGUCAACUACGUGAACGAACGUCGAAUCUCGCAAGAGAAGUUCUCGUCCUUGGAGGAGGCAUUAUCCGACACCGAUGUCCUUUAUAUGACGCGAAUACAACGCGAACGUUUCAACACUCAAGAAGAGUAUCAUCAGAUGUGCGGACACUUCAUAGUCACUCCGCAGCUGAUGUCGCGCGCGAAGAGGAGAAUGGCAGUGAUGCACCCUUUGCCACGAGUUUUUGAGAUUAGCGCCGAAUUUGACAGCGAUCCCCGGGCGGCUUAUUUCCGACAGGCCGAAAACGGAGUCUACGUGCGUAUGGCAUUGUUAGCCAUGGUUCUGGGACGCGUAUGAUCCGAUCGGCUCAAUCGUUUAUAAUUCGCAGGAUUUGCUGAAGAAGAGAUCGAUAACGUAUGC